GUGGAAGGAGCAUUGCAGGCGGUGCGGAUCUCAAUGCUAUGUCGACCCGUCAGAGUCGCCGGGGAUUGCUUGCGAAUUCCGGCAGAAGCAGAGACAGUGGCGGUUCGGGGAUGGGAGGUGGCUUUGAAAAUCGUGCUGGCACAGGAUCGAACGCAGUUAGAACCAGCACUUCGUCACUGUUACCAACACCAGCAGCGGGGAACAACCACGGGCAACAGCAUGGCACCGGAAAUGGUGACCGCGACACCGCCGGUGCUGACGAGCAGGCCGUUGUAGCACAGCAGACGAGUGGGUCGACGGCACGGACUAGGAGAAGCUCCAAUGGAACUACAAGUGGCCGCGGGUCUAGCGGCGGAGGUAUGCAUUGCAAAUAUCCCUCCUGGGUCUGGAAGGAUGCGAACUUGUCAUGCACAUUCCAAAUCACACAAAAAUCUGUCAUGUGUGGACAGCAAAAGUGGCCCACCGUGUGUCGCCGAAAGAUGGGAUUUUUCAUGCGGAUUAGGCAUUGCGAUACCUUCUCAAAACCUGUAAUGCUAGGGUCUGCAUGCCAGACCUUUCGGGUCACGGAAAAACAGCAUGACAAGCUUCUGCGGUCCUCCAAGCCCGGACAUAUUUGCAUUUGAUAAGAGGUGGAUUUUCACAACAGCAUGUAGUUGACCACGAUGAGGUACUAGAUCCUGAGCGUCCUGUAUCCAAGAAAAAAACGUUGUUAGUGUAAAUUUGUGAUGCGGAACAUGCAAGAUGAUUGCGUCUGUCAUGCUUGGCCUGCAUUGUAGGGUCCACUAGCGGGCGUUUUCACUUAGUAUCUGCGCAUGACAGGUUUUUGCUGUCAUGCCAGACAGAUUUGUAAUGCUGUUCCUCCAAAAAAGUUACACCUACAAUGUUUUUUUCUUGGAUAUCCUGACACACCUGAUAACUACAGCUUCGCAAGAAGGCUCGCGGACGUGGAGAAGGGGAAUGCAGAGAGUGCCAGACAAAUCCACGUCACCCGAGGCCGUGGCCGCGGGGUGGGACAAGAAGGAACACAAGCAGGCCUCGCAGCUCCGGCGGGGACACCGCCAGUGGUCACUUCCUCCCCGGCCCUGAUGCAACUUUUGAAGGCCCCGACACCAGCACCAGCUACUGGACAGGUGCAACGACCUAAUAUUCUUUGCGACGAGGACGCGAAGGUGAGAAUCGCGGAAUUCCAGAAAAGAGAGCUGCAAAACUACUGCACGCAGCUGACCGCGUUGGGGAAAGCGCAUGACAGUUUGGCGGACGAGGUCGAGCGGGAGUUCAACUUCUAUUUAUCGCUGGUUGGAGAUUUGUUUGGACGGGACAAGCUCGCGUUGCUGCAGGAAUUUCAAAUUGUCAUGGGAGAAUGUACUAGCGCAUUACCUUUAGCGUUUCAUUCAGGAACUGGUGUGGAGGUCGCUGGCGGAGACAUAAAUUCAAAUGCAAAUGCUGCAUCCAGGAAUAGUAACGCGGGUUCUGCUUCUUCUUCUGCACCACAGCGGCGAUCUGCAAGAGCUGCAAACAGCAUCAGCCUGUUCCAAGACGAAGAACAGGCCAACAUACUGGGCAACCCAACUUCCCCUCUCUCACAGCACUACAGCUCCCCGGGCGGGGGGAGUGCUGGCGCGGGGGUCGGACCCGGAGCGGAGAGCAGUUCGGACGGCGGUGAAACAGACGCUUCUUCCGACGACGACGAUAAUCCAAGAACAAAUGGAAAUAAAAACCAUAAGGACAACCUUGCGCACAUUCUCCAAGACAUCUUAGGAAGCAGCUUGGUGUGCGAGAGGAAUAUCGAAACUCUGUUCGACCGAUUGCAGGAUUUCAAGGACGAGGAAAAGCUUGAAAAAGCCGGCUCUUCAACUUGCGCCAAAUGCACAACGACUUUCAAGAAGUGCUUCGGCCGGUGUGUGCGAGGUUCGUGCAAAAUGUUGAAAAGAGCGGUGUUUGGAACGUUGAACCUCCUGCUCUGCCUACAAUUUCCGGGUUGCUGCCCGAUGUGCUGCCAAAGUAGAAGGCGGAAUUGGCGAAAACGGGGGAAGAAGGGGUGUUGCUGCGGACGAAGACGAGGCGAUAGUGUUUGUUCGAGAAAAUCAUUUUUCGGCUGUUGCCGUAGAAACAACAAUAAGAAUAAAGCUGGUGACAAUCACGAGAACAAUAAUGAUACCACGAAUCAACAAGAAAAGCCCGACCGACCGACGACCGCGAAACAGCUCAACGCCUACCUCUACGACGACAGCGAACUAGACGAUGUCUGCCUCUGGGCCUCGAGCGACUCCCCACUUUCCGUUUUUAUGCAUUGCAAAGGUAUCGUACUAGUAUAGCUUGCAUUACAAAUUUGCCCAGAAGGAAAAAUGGAAUUUGUCAUGGUGAUUCAGGUAAAACAAAAGAUUUGUCAUGCAGUAGUGCAAUCACUACGACUACGAUACUUUCGCAGUUGAUAUUUUUGGCGCAUCGACGGUUAGCAGAGUCGUGCAAUAAUUUCCAGCAUUUAGCGCAGGAAUUUGAAGAGGUGAUCGAAUCUGUGUUGCGGGUGGAGGACGCAGCAGAGUAUGAUCUUUGUAAUGCGGAACGGACAGCCGCAUCCAUGGCCGCGCUACGGAGCUGCAAGAGAACCACCACGGUGAAGGCCAGUUCCUCGUACCACAUGCAAUUGCAAGUUCCCGUCCAGCGGUACGACAGCGGGGUGAAUUAUGGAAGCGUCAGGUUUGAAAUCGACAAAGUUGAAAUGAUUUGUUAUGCAUAAAAUGGAUGCCAGUUGGAACCCAGUUUUCAAGUGGCGCAUGACAAAUUUUCCGCGCACCGGAAUCCAAUUUGUCAUGCUGUGUGGGCACAGACGAAUGCUUUUGUCAUGCUACUUUAGCAGCUCUAUUUCAAACCCUAAACAGGCUGACAGUCGGCCUCACUCGUCAUCCCGGCAAGACACGCACAUCAUACCUUGCAUUUUAUGCAUCACAAACUAUUUCAACUUUGACGAUUUCAAUCCUGACGCUUCUAUAUGAAUGUAGCAGGAGGUGCAGGAGGGGGUGUGCUAGUAGUACCAGAUCAACGUGGCAGCGGCACCCCGCAUUUUCCCGAACAAGUGCUUUCUGCACACAGUCUCGCGAUGCUGGAGCACGAGAACUCAACGGCUUCGCCGGCGUUUGCACUGUAUCCCGUGGGAACAUCAACAGCAGCUGCGACUGGUGCAACUGGAGCGACGUCUGGCGUAGCAGCAGCAGCAGCGGCGGCAACAGCCUUUUCCAGUACAACAACUACGGCCGCAGCAGCAGCUCCAGGGUUACAAACCCUCCAACAAACCUACCGGCAGCCGCAGGGAACCUCGACGAGGCAGCUGAUCUCCUCUUUGCAAAUGGCAGAUCAAAUGGGUGGCACAAGUAGAAGUCUACCAUCACCACUACCGGGCCCGCAACAAGUUCUCGUGCAGCAGAACUCGUUCUCACCGUUGUCGAUCAAUUCUGAGCAGAGACCCGGCGGAUCAGCGUGGUCGUCCGGACUACAGCAGCAACCGCAAGGACAUGUUGACCUUCCACCGCUACAAGCUCAAUCUGUCGAUCGCCGUGUAGUCUCGCAUCUGCCGCUGGCAUCCAACGUCCCGCACCAUUUUCUUCCCGAACAAGCAUCGCAGCUUGGUGGCGGCCGUGGCGGCGAUGGAGUAGUAGUUGCAUCGGCGUCCUCUAGUAGUGCCGCGGCAGGACGACCUGGAGCUCCUGCAGAACUGGGAAUGAAUUAUGGUCGCGGCGAUGGGAUCCAAUCGUAUGUGCCUUAGAGGCUGUGAAAAGGUGUCUUGCAAUAGAUUUGGGACGGCGUUUCUUCACUUUUGCACGACGUCGUGAUAGAUCAGACCUUGUUCAUCAUGUUGUUCAUGCUCGAUAGAUUUUGAUUUUGAAGAAAACCUUUAGGGUCUCACUUUUGCAUUUGUUCCUUCCACAACUACGUCGAAGGUAAGUAACUACUCAUUCUUAGUCUUUACUAUUUGCAAUGCGCAUCUUCUGUUCGUGUCUGAUACGGACACGGCACAUUUUUGGAUCACCUUCUUCGACAGCUGCUCAUGAGAAUACAGAAGCAUGAAUUAUUCGCACUAAUGUUUUAAUCACGCAUCUUCUUCUACGUGAAGAUUAAUAUACCACCUGGAUGAGUAAAAAAGCAUGGGGAACUACUUGUAAGUUUUAC
Molecule: messenger RNA, 4164 nt
Organism: Amoebophrya sp. A120
Lineage: Eukaryota; Dinophyceae; Syndiniales; Amoebophryaceae
Source: the annotation of a GenBank genome assembly